Molecule: messenger RNA, 555 nt
Organism: Spirometra erinaceieuropaei
Lineage: Eukaryota; Metazoa; Platyhelminthes; Cestoda; Diphyllobothriidea; Diphyllobothriidae
Source: the annotation of a GenBank genome assembly
AUGAUUGGAGACCAUGCGGCGACUGUCGCGCUCUCAACAGAGCCACUGUUCCCGACCGAUACCCUAUUCCCCAUAUGCACGAUUUUUCUCACACGCCAGCCGGAAAAAAAUAUUUUUGCCAAAAUCGACCUCGUGACGGCAUAUCACCAAAUUCCGGUCGAGGAAGAAGACAUUCCCAAGACCACCGUCACAACGCCUUUCAGUUUGUUCGAAUUCCUUCGCAUGCCGUUUGGUUUGCGUAACGCGGCCCAAUCCUUCCAACGCUUCAUCGAUGACAUCUUGCGGGGUCUCUCAUUCACUUAUGUCUACAUUGACGACAUACUCGUCGCAAGUUCUUCGACAGAGGAACAUGCCUCGCACUUGCGCCAGACAUUCGACCGUUUCCAGCAACAAGGUCUGCAAUUAAACGUCGACAAAUGUAUCUUUGACGUCUCUUCUCUAGAUUUCCUUGGUCACCACGUCGACCAGCACAGAAUCACACCGCUGCUAGAGAAGGUGCAGAGCAUCCUGUCAUUCCAUGUCCACAAGACCCUAACUCAGCUGCUGCGUUUAUAG